Spodoptera frugiperda (fall armyworm) is the source of this 5149-nucleotide messenger RNA. RefSeq lists its product as uncharacterized. The transcript has 3 exons. The record is from RefSeq and is a predicted model, not a curated record. Lineage: Eukaryota; Metazoa; Arthropoda; Insecta; Lepidoptera; Noctuidae. Bases 759 to 4907 code for a protein of 1382 amino acids.
AAAAAAUCUCAGUUUAUUAUAGUGACCUAGAGGCGACUGACAUUACUAAAUGAGUGUGUUUUACUUCAAACAUAAUAUCAGAGAACACACACCGCUGUGCCCCCUAGAUGGGGCAGAGGGCGUCCACUGAAGUUUUGAGCUCCAUCGCGAUCUGUCUUGAGCUUCGCGCAUCACCUCGCUCCACGUCACACUGGGGAUGCCAGACCCAGGCGGAUCAUUUCCUGGACAUUUCUAGGGCCACGAACAGAAUCUGAGUUUUGAUGUCCCAUCCGAGACUAAACUGUAAAACUAGGAAUCAAGACAUCAAAGUAAAAUUACUGGACACGGGACAGCACACAACAUUCCGGGACAAUCGCUGAAAAUCCCGGCCAUCUGGCAUCUCUACGUCACACCGAUCCUCGUCGCUUCUGCCAGUGCAGCACCAGGCAGCACCAGGUUAGCUGAGGACGGCCACGCUUUCUUUUAAGAAGACUUCCACCAUAUUGACUGACUGACAUUUGACUGCACGGUUGGCGCGGUGGCUGGGCAACUGGCUGCCGUGCAAUGUGUAGCGGAACGGAGCAACUCUUUGUGUGAUCCACAUAUUGUUGUUUCGGGUCUAGGUGUCAUGUGUAUGUGAACUUGUAUGUUUGUAAACGCACCCACGACACAGGAGAAAAUCCUGAUGAGGGGCAACGUAUUUUUUUAAAUUUAAAUUGAAAAAAAAAUAUUGACAUUAUUGUUCGCAUCAACUUAUUUCACAUUCACACGCCGUUACUAUGAACGCGAAGGAAUAUAAAAAGCGUCCAGGAACAUCGGGCAUUCAAGGGCAACUAUAUGAAACGAAACUCCUUAGUCUCAUUAACUUUAGAGCUUUACACAACGACACAACGGAAAACUUCCAUCUCGCAACAAACAUUGAUGAAAUCGGCACAUUUGACGAUAUCUGCCUAAGAAUCAAAGCAUCUGAAUACGAUAAACCUAUAGCUGUAUUUAUCCAAGCAAAACAUCGUGAAAACGAUAAACUAUUCACUUUUAGCAACAAGAAUGAUUUAGCUAAAUAUUUCGACAGUUAUCUGAGAAUCAGACAUCUGUUCAGUCCUGCGAAUAAGAGCCCGAUUUUUGGUGGUAAAUACGAAGAUGUUGAAUGUUUUUUUGCUAUGUACACUACUGCAAAAGAUGAUAAUAGGACUGAGUUAUAUGACGGAGAAUUUGCUGAUUAUUUAAAUGAACUUAUAGGAACAGGAGAUGCUUGCCUACAACCUGUUUAUGAAGAUGAGCAUUUAGAUUUUCUAUGCAAGAUCGUAAUGAAAGAAGAAAUAGUUAGCUUAGCGCUUAAUAUAGCUAAGUUUAUAACUGAACAAGGUAACACAGAGCUAUCACUGAACAAUGAUUUGAUACUACGCUAUCAUGUGUUGCUAGCUCAUAAUGUUUUUGAAGUAUCGGAAAUUCAAACUGAAGGCUAUCGAAUUGUGCAAUUUAGAGAAGAAUUCUUCGAUUCUAAAAACGAAUUUGUUGUUCUAUUUAAAAACUUGCUAUGCUUGGAAGUUUUAAAGAGAAAUAGAACACAAACCAAUGAUGAUAAUACGGUUAAUGCAGAUUCUAUUCUAUCAGACUUUCUAGCCGAACCUAAGGAAGAAUUACUAACAAAAUUAAUAGGCGAAGUUAUAACAUACAAGGAUGAUAAGUUACAAUUCAUCAACAAAACUACUAAAGAUGAUUUAAAACGCAAACUUGAUAAAUUAAAUGUACCACAAGCUGUUGUUUUUAAUGCAGCUGUGAUUGGAGCUAAAGAAUACUUACAAACCCUUAAACUGAAGGUACCAGCUCUUUUUGGCAACAAAGACUUAGCCAUAAGAGGUAAUGAUGCGAAAAUAGACAAAAGACUAACACAUUUAACGACAAAAUUCGUGGAAAUAUUGGAAAAUGUGAAGGCAGAUAAUGUAGUGACGAUUGAUGAAAGUCUUGGUGAUGGAUUUCUGCAGCUAAAUGGAGGAUUAUCAUCAGCUGUCGGUAAUAUAUUAGUGUUUGAUGAUGAUACAACACUUCUAAGAUUCACAGAUGAUUACGAUGCUCUAGGUGACAUAGCCAAGAGAUGGUAUAACAAAUUAAAAGAGAAAAUCGACAAUCUAAAUGAAUAUAAACUAGACGUUAAAGUGAAAAAGUUUCCAAAACUCUCUUUCAAAAGAGGUGAAUACGAUGUGAGUUUAGUAAGAGAUUUUUACAACAGAUUACUCUUUUUCACCAACCAAUCAGAUCAGUGUGGAGUAGAAGAUAUACUAAAGAGAGAAAUAGAAGAACAUCCGUGCAAUGACGUCCACAAUUUCAGAGUGAGAUCCGACGUAAUAUUUCUGAGGUACCACGAUGAAAUACAGAAACUAUGGAUGACUCCAAAAGUGGGAUCAUAUUUGACGAAAAAGAGCAAAAUAUAUGACAAUGCUGUUGCAAACGCUAUGAGUGAACCUUUAAUUGGAGUUUUAAACACGGUGCAUAGAUUUAAAAACAAAGAUUAUGUAUUCAAAGAAGCAUCUCUGAAGAUAUUCUCAGAACGUGAUGUUACAGGAGCCGUUAUAGCAUCAAGAAGCCCAGUACUAACAGUAGUCAAAUUGCAACAGUGUUUAGGCAAAAGGGAUCAUACUGUAUUAGAUUUAGAAUACAUUUUCAAACUCCCUCUCAAGAGUUAUACGAUGUUUUGCAAGGAAUUAACUGGUUGUAAGGAUAAAGUCAUUAUAAUUCUAUCGAAUCGUAUACAAAGCUUUAGAAGUUUUAACAAGAAGUUAGAAAAUAUAGUAAAGGCUGUGAAUGGUAAACCAAUUGUUAUAGUUGUUGAUAAGCCUUCAAUAGAAACUAUAAUGGAAUAUUUCCCACAAGUUAAUGAUACGGUAAAUGACGACCCAAUCUCUCUCAUAGAUCUGACAGAUGAAUCUCAAAAAAAGGUCCUAGAAGCUGCUAAAGCGAAGUUUCAAGGUUUAGAUGUCAAUUUAGAUUUAAUAAUAGAUACAGAAUCUGCUAAAUUAAUAGAUGAAACUGUACUAAAUAAUAUUAUUGAUGGUAAAGUUAUUGAAAUAGGAAAUACAAUCAUAGAUUGCAACUAUGAAAAGAAUAAAGAGUUUUAUAUAGACAGGAGAGUGAGUCGGAAAGAGAAGCAAGAAGAAGAGACAGUAGAAGUAAAAGAAGUAUUGACACAAACUCUAUAUGACUUACACGACGAUGUUGUUCUAAUAACAGCCUUACCAGGUAUGGGCAAGUCCACUUUAAUGACUCAUUUAUCGUUGAAAACAAAGGAAAUAAACCCUAAACUGUGGGUAUUAAGGAUCAAUUUGCUGGAGCAUACAAAGGUUUUGAGUGAUUGGAAAGAUGGUGGAACUGAUAUAAAUAUGCUUGAGAGUUUGAAAUUCAUGUGUGACGUAGCCGUUUGUAAGGAUAACGAAGAAUUUAAUCAAGAUGACGAUUUCAAAAUUGAACUAGAAGAAGUACUUGGAACGGUAAACUUGAAAAACUGGAACGGAGACAGUAUUACAGAAUUUAAACUUAAAUUAUUUCUCCAUUACUACAACACACAGGAUUUGAUCUUCAUUUUCGAUGGUUUCGAUGAAAUAUUUCCACACUACGCCGAUCAAGCGUUAGCAUUAGUGAAAUCAGUUAGGGAUUAUACGAAAAAACAUAAGAUUUGGAUCACAAGUCGUUCAUUUAACGACAUAAAAUCUAUCUUGGAAGCGGAAUUUGGACCUUCGUAUGAGAUCGAGCAUUUUACUCGGCUGGAGCAAGACAGUUAUCUAUUCACGUAUUGGCAAUCGAAAUUGCAGUUUAAAAAGCUGAAUAGCGAUCAGUUACAGAAUGUGAAUAGUUUUGUUCAGUUCAUACAGAAGCAUUUGCCGACAGGAGACUUUUGCCUGCACAGCAAAAUUCAACACACAACAUAUUUUAAAGUGUACCUUAAUUUUUUGGAAUAUUUGAAAAAGCAAUCAAUAGCCACCGGCAUUGAAUUCUCUUAUGACGAUUAUAAUCAUCACAUGCUUAAAUUCGACUCAAGAAAAAGUGUUAUAUCAUAUUUUAACAAUGAUUUGAUUGCACCUCCCCUGCAUCUUUAUUUACUGGCCGAAUAUUUCCUUAACAAAAUUAAAAAUGUCGACAACAAUGAAAACAAAUGGGAUUUUUAUAUAACAGGCUAUAUUUUCUACGAAUACUACACUGAAACUAAGCUUAAAAGGAUUAGGUUUCAAGAGAAGAACAAAAUUGAUGUGUAUAAGCCUGAUAAUAAGGUUGCUUAUGAAAGAGAAAGGUUAGAAUGCAUUGAUAAGCAUAAAAAAUUGGGCGCUUAUGCCAUAUUUUACCCUAAAAUCAGCAUAUUUGAAGCAGCAGAACUUGAUGAAAUAAGAAUAAUGAUAGAGGAUUUGAAAGAUGGAAGGGAUAAAACCGGUUUGAUUCGGACUGUAGCAGACAAUAUACCAAUAUUCGUACAUAUGUCGUUUGCUGAGUAUUUCGCAGUAGAAUACAUUUGUGAUCAACUUAAGUCAAAAGACACAGAAGAGAUGCAAGAGUUACUAUGGCGAUUCAUUAUCAAUGUUAUGUUCUGCCGAUGCGACAUGAACAUUUUCGACAUAUUUAUCACGAAAUAUAAAAUGGAUUCUCAGUUGAUUGAAAUAGCGGAGCGGCAUAAGACCAUGAUUUGUCAAUUGAUGUAUGAAUUACGAAAUUUCGGUAUGGUUACUAGAUGGUCAGAUUAUGAAAGGGUAGACAAAAUAAGUCGCGGUAUUGAUUACACGAAUACGGAUAGAUGUGUUUUGCUCACUGUAACUUAUUCCACAUUACUGGAAUCUGGAGAGGUUGACGAGAGUUCGUGCCUGGACUUUGAGAGAUUCUUCAAAUUCUUCUAUUUAGUUCCCAGCAGCAAUGAGGCGUCUGGUUUAGUUGCUGUAAGAGUUUGAUACCUUAUUUUUCUCGAAGCUACACUUUGGAACGAGCACCUAGCUUCACUGACAGACAGAGUGACGGACAAUUCAAUUUGAUCUUUCAAAAGUGCCUAAUUUAGGAUUAAUUGAAAUAGAUUGAUUUUGACUUUGCUGACGGGAGGAAACCUUCAAAAGGCGUCUAGCUUUUUGAGGAAAAAACUAGGGAGUGUGGGAUUUUUACCUCCCCGGUGGUCACCAUCUACACCUAAAGGAGGUAC